Molecule: messenger RNA, 618 nt
Organism: Acanthosepion pharaonis
Lineage: Eukaryota; Metazoa; Mollusca; Cephalopoda; Sepiida; Sepiidae
Source: the annotation of a GenBank genome assembly
AUGGCAACUCUAAACCGUGUUGAUUCCUAUAUACACUAUCUAUCUAUCUAUCUAUCUAUCUAUCUAUCUAUCUAUCUAUGUGAGCCUGUUCAUUAUCUAUCUAUCCGGUUGUUUUAUAACAUCUAUCUAUCUAUCUAUCUAUCUAUCUAUCUAUCUAUCUAUCUAUCUAUCUAUCUAUCUAUCUAUCAGAGACAAUCAUUGUCAGCCUUCAUACGUAGCUAUCUUUGUCACAAUUUUCAAUGUCUAUUUCUCUAUUUGUCUAUCUAUCUAUCUAUCUAUCUAUCUAUCUAUCUAUCUAUCUAUCUAUCUAUCUAUCUUCAUAUUUAUCCUCUUAAUCUAUCUAUCUAUCUAUCUAUCUAUCUAUCUAUCUAUCUAUCUAUCUAUCUAUCUAUCAGAGACAAUCAUUGUCAGCCUUCAUACGUAGCUAUCUUUGUCACAAUUUUCAAUGUCUAUUUCUCUAUUUGUCUGUCUGUCUGUCUGUCUGUCUGUCUAUCUAUCUAUCUAUCUAUCUUCAUAUUUAUCCUCUUAAUCUAUCUAUCUAUCUAUCUAUCUAUCUAUCUAUCUAUCUAUCUAUCUAUCUAUCUAUCAGAGACAAUCAUUGUCAGCCUUCAUACGUAG